CGGUUUGAAAAUCCGGCGCGCAUCGCAGGAGCAGCGGUUCGGCUUGCCACUGGGAUGUCGGUGUUGAGGCCAAUGGACAAGCUGCCCGGCCUGAACACGGCCACCAUCUUGCUGGUGGGCACGGAGGAUGCUCUUCUGCAGCAGCUAGCGGACUCGAUGCUCAAGGAGGACUGCGCCUCGGAGCUGAAGGUCCACUUGGCAAGGUCCCUCCCAUUGUCUGCCAAUGUGAAUCGGCCCCGAAUUGACCUGAUCGUGUUUGUGGUUAACCUUCACAGCAAAUACAGCCUCCAGAACACAGAGGAGUCCCUGCACCAUGUGGACACCAGCUUUUUCCUGGGGAAGGUGUGCUUCCUCGCCACAGGUGCUGGGCAGGAGAACCACUGCAUCAUUCACCGGCACACCGUUGUGAAGCUGGCCCACACCUACCGAAGCCCUCUGCUCUUCUGUGACUUGGAGGUGGAAGGCUUCCGAGCCGCCAUGGCCCAGCGCCUGGUGCGCAUGCUGCAGAUCUGCGCUGGCCACAUGCCCGGUGUCUCAGCCCUGAAUCUGCUGUCCCUGAUGAGGAGCUCCGAGAGCCCCUCCCUUGAGGACCUGUGAGGGCCACUGGCCCCUGGGGCUGCCCCUCUGCACAGCCUGAUGCCAGCUCCAUAAACGUUUGCUGUUGGUAAAGACCAGUCAGGGCUUGACAGGCCCUGGGUCAGCCGGCCGGUGGUCUCGCAGGCUCCUGCAGGGCCCGUGCUCCAGCAGGGAGUGCUGGGAAGCAGCGGGAGGGAGCCCAGCUGGUAGGACUCCAGCCCCCGCCCACGCUCACUCCUGCCCAGCCCUGUGUCUGUAACUGACACAUUACAUCUCCACUUAACAUUUCAUUUGAACAAAGGGUCUGUGGCUAAAAAAAGUUU
Propithecus coquereli (Coquerel's sifaka) is the source of this 899-nucleotide messenger RNA. It is a transcript of the gene CENPM, whose product is annotated as centromere protein M. Lineage: Eukaryota; Metazoa; Chordata; Mammalia; Primates; Indriidae. The transcript has 6 exons. The record is from RefSeq and is a predicted model, not a curated record. The coding region runs from base 55 to 597 and encodes 180 amino acids.